GUUGGACUGGGUGUUCCUCGGGGAGAAACUACAGCUUUGAGUGAAAGGUUAAAACACACUUUCUCCCAAAGGCUGACUCUGCAGAUUUCAGGAGGAGGAGCUUCAGGAGUGUGUGUGAGGAGUUUAUGAGUGUGUGAGGAGUCAGAUGGAUUCAGUGUGUGUGAGGAGGAGGAUGAUGAUGAAGCUGCUGCUGCUCUCUGUGCUGCUGAUGGAGACCUCUGCUGCUCUACAGAACCUGUGUUCUAACUCGACGGUUCUGCGGACCCGGACCUCGUGUCAUUCCUGUGGCAUCAGCAUCUUCAUGUCCUGCCCCCCCGGCUUCAAGAAGACCCCCGGGUCCAGCAAACAGGACUGCACGUACUCUGUGAGGACGUCCUCCCUGACCCUCAGAGGCUGCUCCUUAGAGUGCUACAGGGAGGCCCAGAUCAAGACCUGCUGCCCCGGGUUCUGGGGGCCCGACUGCCAGGAGUGUCCGGAGGGGGCCGACAGACCCUGCAGUCUGAGUGGGAUCUGCUCCGACGGGAUGGGGGGCAACGGCACCUGCACCUGUCAGCCGGGGUUUGCAGGGACAGCGUGUGAGGACUGCUCGCCGGGACGCUUCGGGUCCACCUGCAGCUCAGUAUGUUCCUGUGUGCACGGUGUAUGUGACUCUGGUCUGACAGGUGACGGUCGCUGCACCUGUUUCUCCGGAUACAAAGGGCCCAGCUGUGAUCAAGAGCUCCCUGAGUGUGCGUCUCUGCGCUGUCCUCUGAACUCGCGCUGUAUGGAGGAGGCUCUGACCGGUCAGUUGGUGUGUCAGUGCUUACCUGGAUACCAAAAGUCCGGAGACACCUGUCUGUCUAUAAACCCGUGCCGGCAACAGUUGUGUCACCUGCAGGCAUCCUGCAUCCACACCGGGCCGAACCAGCACCUGUGCGCCUGUAACGAGGGCUACAGCGGAGACGGACGAGUCUGCAUGGCUGUAGACCCGUGUCAGAGGAACCAGGGGGGGUGCAGCGCCGAGACAACAAGCUGUGUCUACGACGGCCCGGGGAAGUCUCACUGCGAGUGUCUCCCGGGGUUUGCCCUCCUGAGGGGCGGCGGCUGCAGCCUGAAGGACGCCUGCAGACCGGACUCCUGUCACAAGGACGCCACCUGCCAAACCGCGGAGCUGGGACAGGUCCAGUGCAUCUGUAAUCAGGGGUUUGUGGGUAACGGGAAAGUGUGUUACGGGAACAUCAUGCAGCGCCUGAGCGACCUGAACUCGGAGCCGGGGGGGCAGUGGAGGGGCCAGCUGAGCAACGCUAUCUCCCUGCUGGGGUCUCUCUCCUGGUCCCUGCAGACCCUGGGUCCAUUCACCCUGUUUGUCCCGAUCAAUAAAGGCUUCAGGGGGGUUUCAAUACGGACUCUGACAGCAGACCGGGCUAAGGCUCAGUACCUGAGUAAGAUGCACCUUGUGGCCGGAGUCCUGCCCUUCGACUCACUGAAGAAAACCGAUGUCUUCUACACUGUGACAGGAAAAAUGGGGGAGAUGGACACCAGCGAGGGGGACCUGCAGACCAAGAUCCAUCUCCACGGCAGCAGGAAGAAGGCGGUGAUCCUGCAGUUCGACGUGGUGGCGUCUAAUGGGAUGAUCCACGUCAUCAACAAGCUGAUGGACAGCGUGGCGCCAACUGUGGAGAGCAACCCCCAGGAGAACCUCAUGAAGAUCAUCUCUGACUACGGGAAGUUUGGCACGUUCAAGUCCCUGUUAGAGAAAGUAUCUCUGGCCUCGGUUCUGGACCAGCCUGGUCCAAUGACCAUCUUUGCCCCAAGCAGCGCUGCCUUCAGCGCCAUGCCGGAGGGUCAGCUGGACUUCCUGAGCAGCGCAAAGGGUCAGAGGAAGCUGCUGGAGCUGAUGAGGAACCAUAUUGUAUGGUCCACUGGCCUGGACGUGUUUAAUGCUGUCUCUGGCCCGCUCAUUGCCUCCAUGGCCAGCCAGGUUCUCGCCAUCAACGUCACAGAGAACGGUCAGAUCCUGGUGGGUGGGGCCGCAGUGCUGGAGGCGGCGGUGGAGGCUAAAAAUGGCUGCCUGUACGUCCUGGACGGGGUUCUGAUGCCGGCUUCCAUCUGGCCCGUCCUGCCCCACCGCUGUGACCUCAACGAGACCCAGGUCACCAUGGGAGAGUGUGGGCCCUGCUCUACAGUGCAUCUUCAGAGUCGGUGUAAGGCUGGAUCUAACACGGGAACUGGAAGCGUUUGCGUCUACUCUCUGAACUUCGCCGGAUCGCUGAGUAGCGUCGCCGUCAAAGGCUGCAGUCCAUUCUGCAGAACCAACGUCACCACUCCGGCAUGUUGCAAAGGGUUCUACGGUCCGGAUUGCACUUCCUGUCCCGGAGGAUACCAGACGCCCUGCUCCGGACACGGCCAGUGUCUGGAGGGGAUCUCAGGAAACGGGUCUUGUCUCUGCGAUCAGAACCUGGCGGGCUCUCGCUGUCAGUACUGCUUGUCAUCCAGCAGGUUCGGACCCAACUGUGACAGAACUUGUCCCUGUGUCCACGGGCAGUGUGAGAACCUUCCGGACUCAGACGGCCGCUGUAAACCGGACUCCUGUCAGCCGGGUUUCACAGGCAGGUUCUGCGAGCGGCAGACGGCGCCGUGUGGCCUUCAGGUUCACUUCUGUCAUGCUCACGCAGACUGCGACUUCCACCAGGGGACACUCAGGUGUGUUUGUAAACCUGGUUACCAAGGUGAUGGGAUCACCUGUGGGGAGGCGGACCCGUGUGCCCCCCCCCUCCGUGGAGGCUGCAGCAUCAACGCUAAGUGUGUGCGCAGCAGCCCCGGAGCUCACAGCUGUCAGUGUCUGAGCGGCUGGAGGCCGGACGGAGAUGACUGUCAGCCAGUCAACAACUGUGAGGCGGUUGACGGGGGGGGCUGCCACCCCAAUGCCUCCUGCAUCUAUGUGGGACCUGGACAGAGCGACUGCAGCUGUAAGACUGGCUACAGAGGGAGUGGCAGGGAGUGUGAGGCGGUGAACCUGUGCGUGUCCCAGGGGGGGGGCUGCCACCACCUGGCGACCUGCCGGCUGCUGUCCUCUCAGUGGACAUGUGUCUGUGAUGAUGGGUACUCCGGAGACGGACAUGUGUGUUACGGCACCGUCAGCCAGGCGCUGACGAAUCUGCCGGACGUUUCUGAGUUCUCUACCUGGACCACUGACUCUGGUGUAUCCUGGUCUCUGUCUGAUCAGAACCUCACCCUCCUGGUCCCAUCUUCAGCCGCCGUCUCUAAGAUGUCCUCAGAGGACAGAACCUUCUGGACCCUGAAGGGAAACCUGCCGAGCCUCCUCAGGAAUCACAUGAUCCGGGGAAACUUCCCGUUAUCCAGCCUGAGCAGCACUUCCUCUUUGACCUCCCUCCUCAACACAUCACUUCCUGUUUCAUCCACCAAUAAGAUGCAGUAUUCUGUGGGAGGAGCAGCCAUCACCACAGCAGACAUUGCUGCCACAAACGGACUGAUCCACGUCAUCGACCAGGUCCUGGUUCCCGACAGGAAGCUGAGUGAAGGUCUGCUGGCGACCCUGGCUCUGCGUCCGGAGUUCUCUCUCUUCAGAUCGUACCUCAUCGACUACAACCUGACGGAGGAGAUCGAGCAGGCGGACGAGUUCACCAUCUUCGCUCCGACCAAUGCCGCCGUCAAUGAUUACCUCAGCAGGAUGGCCCCCCCCGCUCUGGAUGUGAAUACGACCCGGUACCACGUGGUUCUGUCGGAGCGUCUGCUGAGGACCGACCUGCAGCCCGGAGGAUUCAGAGCCUCCAUGCUGGGGGGGAACUUCCAGCUGCGCUUCAACCCCCGCGACGGGAAGCUGUUUGUGAACGAGGCUCAGUUGAACUCCUCGAACCUGCUGAGCGGUAACGGGGUGAUUCACGGCGUGUCGGCCGUGCUGAUCGUCAACAAGAACCGCUGCGAUGACGCCACCUUCGCCAAAGUCUCCGGGGACUGUGUGGACUGUCUGUUCCCUCAGGGGAAGAUCUGCCCCAACACCACGGUCCCAGACCCCUCGGUGCGCAGCAGGAAGUGCAUGUUCACCCGCAUGUUCGAAAACGAGCGUCUGCUGACCAUCGGCUGCAGAGCCACCUGCCUGCAGGAGACCAGGGUGCGGCGCUGCUGCACCGGGUUCUUCGGGCUGCACUGUGAGUCCUGUCCGGGUCCGGCUGGCUGGCCCUGCUUCGGGAACGGGUUCUGUUCGGACGGAGCGAGGGGCGCCGGGGACUGCAGCUGCAACCCGGGCUUCAGCGGCACCGCCUGCGAGAGCUGUGGCGACGGGAAGUACGGCGUACACUGCGACCAGGGUGUGUGUGUGUGUUUAGAGUGUGUGUGUGUGCAUGGCCGCUGUGCUGAGGGUCUGCAGGGAGACGGCAGCUGUGAGUGUGACGUCGGCUGGAGAGGAGUCCUCUGUGACCAGAAGAUUGAGUCCUCAGCGGAUGGUCUGUGUGGAGCCCUGAAGUGUCACACCAGCGCAAACUGUGUGAUCCGCUCCUCAUCCCCCCAGUGUCUCUGCGCCGUCGGCUUCGAGGGUAAUGGGACUACCUGUAAAGCCACAGAUGUGUGUGUGCAAGAUAACGGGGGCUGCAGUGUGUUUGCGGUGUGUAAGCGCACGCUGCCGGGCCGCAGGGAGUGUGUGUGCAGAGCGGGAUACACCGGAGACGGACUCGUGUGUCUCGGUAAAUACAAAAUAAACCCGUGCCUGCAGGGAAACGGAGGCUGUCACUCCGACGCAGAGUGUAUUCACGUCGGGCCCAACAAGUCUUCCUGUGCCUGCAGUGAAGGCUACUCAGGAGACGGACAGACCUGUGAGAUGAUCAACCUGUGCAGAAAGAGGAAUGGCGGGUGCCAUCAUUCGGCUCUCUGCAACAUGACGGGCCCAGGGGUCCGGAGCUGCUCCUGCCACAGCAACUUCCUGGGGGACGGGAUCAGCUGCAGGGGCACGGUGGCGCGGGAGCUGCUGGCCAGGAAGCUGAGAGACUUCUACCUGAGCCUGAUGGUGACGGACAUCCCUCUGAAGGGCCGCGGACCGUUCACCGUGUUCGCUCCCAACCAGGAGGCGUACGCCGCGCUGCGAGCUGCCGGACAUAAGAAGCGUGCAACCAUGGGGCCGGCGCACCGCGAGCUGUUAGCCUCGUUGCUGCGCAGCCACAUCGUGAUGUGUCACACGCUGCUGCCUGCCGACCUCGCCCGACCCCGAAACCUCACCUCGCUCUCCGGAACCGUGCUGACCACCCGGAGCCAGGAGGGUAGCAUCUUCAUCAACGAUGCUAACGUGACGCACAGUAACGGUGUCAGCGUGAACGGGAUCUUCCACGAGAUCAGCAAAUUCCUGGUGUCUCCUGUCCUGGACCAGAAUCUACCCGUCGUUCCGGUGAACCUGACGGACGUGGCCGAGCGUCACGGUUAUAACACCUUCUACAAACUGCUGCAGGACGCCGGGGUGAUGAACCUGCUGCAGGAUCCUGUCUUUCAGCCGGUGACGGUCUUCUUACCUUCAGACAACGUCAUGGCCGACCUGCCGAAGGAGCAGAGGGACUUCCUGUUUCACCCAGACAACCGGGCCCAGCUGACCGAGUACCUGAAGUACCACGUCCUGCAGGGCCAGAAAGUGUAUGCAGAGGCUCUGAUCCACCAGGAGGGGGUCCGGACUCUCCAGGGUUCCCUGCUCUCCUUCAACUGUGGGGGGUCAGAUGCCAUCGGGGAUAUCUUCGUGAAUGACGGGAAGUGUCGCAUCGCUCAGAGACACCUGGUGUUUAACGGUGGGAUGGCAUACGGGAUCGACUGCCUGCUGACGCCGCCGAGUCUUGGGGGUCGUUGCGACACGCAAACCACCUUCGACCUGAAGCUGAGCUGUGGACUGUGCACCUCCAGCGCUCUCCGCUGUCCCGACGGGUCCAAACAAAAGGAGAUGCAGAAAUGCGAUCUUCCCUCUGUGUUCAUCUCUAAGAACUCGGGAUGUCGCAGCGUUUGUACCGUCCACUUCUGGCAGGACAAGUGUUGCAGUGGUUACCACGGACGCGACUGUCUGGUGUGUCCCGGGGGGGUUGGCGCCCCCUGCAGUAACCACGGUAAAUGCGACGACGGUCACCUUGGUAACGGCACCUGUACAUGUGACCCGGGCUUUGGGGGCGUGGCCUGCGAGCUGUGCAACGCAGGGUUCUUUGGUGCGAGCUGCCGAGCCUGCAACUGCUCCCCUCACGGCUCUUGUGAGGACGGACUCAAAGGAUCUGGGGCGUGCUUCUGCGAGGAGGGUUGGACCGGACCAAAAUGUGACACCGAGCUUGAUGGAGGAGUUCAGUGCACCCCCCACUGCUCCCCUAAGGCUAUCUGCCAGCAGAACAACACCUGCGUCUGUCGGCCGUUUUACCAGGGAGACGGGUUCACCUGCACAGCCGUGGACCUGUGUAACACCUGGAACGGCGGCUGCUUCAGGGGCGCUCAGUGUUCUCAGCGUGGAGAGCAGGUGAGCUGCACCUGUCCUAAAGGUCACUCCGGAGACGGCUUCACCUGCACACCUGUGGACCCCUGCAGCUCCGGGGACAAUGGGGGCUGUAGCGAGCACGCCGACUGCAGCAUGACGGCGCCGAGGAAGGCGAAAUGCACCUGUAAGGAUCAGUACAUUGGAGACGGUCUCACCUGUGAUCUGAAGCAGGCACCGCUCAGCCGCUGUCUCCAGGACAACGGGCGCUGCCACCAGGACGCCAAUUGCACCGACCUGCACCACGAGGACUCUAAGCUGGGUGUGUUUCAUGUGCGCUCGGACAGCGGUCAGUACCGACUGAACUUCAGCUCGGCUCAGGUGGCCUGCGCUGCAGAGGGAGGAAACCUGGCGACAUACAACCAGCUAUCCUACGCUCAGCAGGGUGGGCUGAAUAUGUGUUCUGCCGGCUGGUUGGACCAGGCCCGGGUCGGUUACCCAACCACCUUCCCCAACCCCAGCUGUGGCUUCGGACACGUCGGCAUCGUGGACUACGGUAUCCGCAAGAACCGGAGCGAGACCUGGGACGCCUUCUGCUACCGGAGGAAGGAGGUGGUGUGUGAGUGUAAGCCCGGCUACGUGGGAGACGGUUUCAGCUGCACAGGAAACCUGAUGCAGGUCCUCCAAUCCACGCCCAGCUUCUCCAACUUCCUCACACAAAUCCUGAACAGCUCUCAGCUGUCACAGGUGGGGCGGCAGUUUGUGAAGCGACUCAGCAACCUGACCGUCCAAUCCACUCUGUUCGUUCCUGAGAACAGCGGUCUGCCCGACAACCAGACCCUGUCUCUGAGGGACCUGGAGUUCCACCUGUCAGAGGGCCGGGCUCUUCCUCUGAGCCACCUGAAGAACGGGAGCCGGAUCCGGACUCGAGUUGGAACCCUGAACGUGCUCGGAGUCUCCGACCUGCUGAACCCCUCCACCAUGUCAUCCCGGUACAUCAACGAUCGCUUCGUCACCGACUCGGACAUCUUGGCUUCAAACGGCCUGAUCCACGUCCUUCAGGGCCCGCUCAGAGCGCCCCCCACCCAGCACCGGAUGCCGGUGGCCCACCAGGCGGGCGUGGGGGUGGGCGUGGUGCUGCUGGUGGUCCUGGUGCUGACCGUCCUCUUCGUCGGCUUCCACUUCUACAAAUACAACACCAAGCCGUUCCACUUCCACUACUUCAAGGACGAGGGGGAGGAGGAGGAGGAAGAGGAGGAGAAGGAAGAGCAGGGAAGAUCGCCAGCAGUGGGAGGUCGCAGCAUCUGUAACCCGGUUUAUGAAGCGGCUCCAGAACCAGCCGAGUCCAAACCAGUGGAGAGCAGCAAUGAGGAGGACCGACAGGAAGUGAACGGAGUUGUGUACGACCUGCUGCAGGACUGCUGAGCUGCUGGACCCUCUUUAUGACGGACUCAUGUUUGAAUAUUUCACUGAAGAUCUAUACUGCGUUCAGGUGCCUCUGGUCAGAGUCAGGGAUGGUUCGUUUCAGGACAUCUUAAAGAAAAGUAUCUGAUUUAAACCAAAGCUAUGAAUGAAGUUUGAAUCUGUGGAGUCAAAUGUUGAUUAAAAUAUGUUGAAAAUA
Molecule: messenger RNA, 8042 nt
Organism: Eleginops maclovinus (Patagonian blennie)
Lineage: Eukaryota; Metazoa; Chordata; Actinopteri; Perciformes; Eleginopidae
Gene: stab2
Product: stabilin 2
Exons: 69
Coding region: 146-7846 (2566 amino acids)
Biological process (GO): cell adhesion
Molecular function (GO): calcium ion binding; hyaluronic acid binding
Source: RefSeq, a predicted model, not a curated record